Molecule: messenger RNA, 2313 nt
Organism: Giardia duodenalis
Lineage: Eukaryota; Fornicata; Diplomonadida; Hexamitidae
Exons: 1
Coding region: 1-2313 (770 amino acids)
Molecular function (GO): protein phosphatase regulator activity; protein phosphatase binding
Source: RefSeq, a predicted model, not a curated record
AUGCUGGGACAGGGCGGGAUGUCGCAGGCUCUAUAUUGGUCGAUCUACGAUCAGUCAGAGGCAGAUGCCUCGAUAGAUCAGCUCAUCGCCACAGACAGUCUUGAGAAGCUUUUGGAGGUCAAGACCCUUACGUUUGAGCUCCGCAGCCAAUCCGACAUCUUGAUCGAAUAUUUCAGUAAGCCUGCUACACUCAAAAAGCUUCUUCGCAUUAUCUUCAACGUUAAGGAGUCGAAUGAGAUUACCGAGCGUGCAAUAGAGGUCUUCUCCUGCGCCGAGAAUCUCAAAGAUAUUCUGCCUAAUCUGGUUGCAUCACAUGAGCUUCUGCAACUGCCUUUUGAGGCUCUCACGAGGAACAUUUCUAAGUUAACCACAGGUGCGACGGACCCCCUUCUUCCUGGGGAUCUCUGCAAACAGUUUGUUUAUAAUGGCUUCAACAAGCUCAUCCAUGCAAUACUCUUCUCUCCCAAGCGAGUGAUGCCAUUGGUGGAGUUUCUAAAGGCGAACAUUGGGUACAUGCGCGCCUGGGUCGCUCACACCGUCAACUCCUGUGUCACGAACUCACUGAGGGAGUUUCUCAUUGAUACCAUGGAGACCUGCCCCGAUGCAUGCAAGAGUAUUGCCGAGCUUGCCAUGUCUUCGGGUACGAUUUACGCUCUCGUAGCUUUUCUGACUUCCUCUGAUAAAUCCGUCAUUCCAUUCGAAUGCGUAACGUCUGCCAGCUCCAUUCUCUCUCAGAUCUUAUAUAAAAGGGUUCCGUAUCUCUAUAAGGUUAUCAUCGACAGAGUACCUGUUAUUGCCGAGUACGUUCUCUCGUCGCACCUCCAUGGACCCUCACUUCUCCGUCUUCCCCAAGCCAGUGACGUUAUGAUAUGUGCCCUUAGCAGUAUUGUCACGACCUUGGCCCUAAAGUAUCACGAGCUCAGCCAGGUCAUCUUUGACGCGAAGAUUCCGGAGGACGUUCACAAGAAGCGUAUGGCGGAAGCCCUUGGAUAUAUCGAAGAAGCACAUAUACCUAAACAAGCCUCCUGCUCCAAAGCAAAGGCAGACAGCAAAAAGAGUUCAUCAAGCGGAGUCAGUGGCACACCGUCUUCGUUGACUACUGAGCCAAGACUGACACCCCUCGGCAUAAAGGAGAUUGACGAGCUAGAGGCCACAUUCGCUCCGACAUUUUUCCGUGUAAUCCAAUUGUUCAGUCUUCUACCAGAGCGCCUCAACUACAUGAUGAACAUGGCACCUCCUAACACGCUGGGCAUAGGGUGCUUUGACAUGAUAAAGAUGAUCGGCCGGUUGCUUGCUAUCACUGCAGACAUUCGCGAUCAGCUGUACUUCAAGCGAACCGGCAUUAAUCCAGUUCAGGAGUGGAUCGCAGGUGAGGCCAAUGCUAACGCAAGCAACAAUUUGUUCGACUUCAGUAGAUAUGCGUGUCUCUCCAACUUUGCUCAUGCAGGCGCUGGUGGGACCUCCGACACACCAUUCGUGGACACAAUUCAGAUAGGAUCGGACGGAUCCGUCGUCCCAUUUGUUAUUACCACGUCAAGUAUAAUAUUAAAGCUGAUCAAUCUUCAAAUCCCUGCCUUCAUGAUCACACUUUUUAAGCGCUUUCCUGAGCACAGCAAUCUCCACUUUGUGAUUAGUCGUGUACUGCUGCCACUGGUAGAGUUCGUCAACUACAACUCAAAGAUUUCCAUGCAUAUAUUUAAGGAGACCACACUCCUAAAAGACAUGCACGAAGUGUCCAGUGACUACACCAUGUUCAAGCGUCGAGAUAGUAAGCUAACGUACUAUAUAACCUUUGCAAGAGCAUUUCUGCGCAUUAGCGUGAAGCUCUCCGACGAAGCAGCCAUGGAUGAGAAGCGCAAGUACGUUUCUAACAACACCUCGGCAACCCUCACUACAAUUUCAUGUCCUCAGACAGUUCCUGCUUUGGCUAACCUGCUAACAGAGGGCUACGCCGAUCUUGACGCGACAAUGUGCAACUUUCUGAUCAACAAUGAAGCGUUCAAAGAGUUCUCCAAGCUUCAUCUGGAGCCAGAAGAAUCCAUUCCGAAAACUUUUGGAGACGCUCGCCUAUCAUCUGACUACGCCGAGGCCACCCGUCAAGCUAAUGCUGCGACCGGUGGUACCUACGAUACUACCUUCUCCUGGACCUCUGGUGCUGACAACAAUUCAGACUUCCUUUUCAGCAAUUUUGGUAACUUCGCAACAACUGAUAAAGAGGAUACAGGUUUUAGCCUCUCGGGGCUGUCUGCUGCAGUUGCUGAUGUAGAGGGCGGUGAUAUCUAUGCACAGUUUGGAAACAUGUGGAGCAACUAA